CAUUAUCUCUUUUUGUUUCAGAGUUAAAACACUAUAAAGUACUUAGUAAAUUACGAAUAAUUUAUUUAUUUAAGAUCGUAGGAUAUUCUAUUCUUCAAAAUGAAGUGUCAUCGGUAUUUUAUUAUAAGUCUUCUUGUUCUUAUUUUGUUUCUGGUUGGUUCUAAAGCUUGGUUUGGAGGAGGUGAAAAAGUUCUCUUGUCCGAAGUCAGUGCUAUUACAUUGUAUGAUGGAAGAAAAACAACUGGAAGAAGAAGUAGUCCAGUACCUCAACUAAACUGUAUUGGAGGAUCUGCCUAUUCUGCCUCUAAACCUUCUGUUGUGCAGUGUAAGAAUGUGGGAAGUGAUGGGUUUGAUGUACAAUGGGAAUGCAAAGCAGAUAUGGACGACUCGUACCGCUUUGGAAAAUUACAAGUCACAUGUGAAGGCUAUGAUCAUCCAAAUGAUGUUUAUAUAUUAAAAGGUUCUUGUGGAUUAGAAUACACACUGGAUUACACAGAGGCAGGCAAAUCAAGGCAAAACCAAGGUGGUUAUACUGGUUAUAACCAGCAACAUAACAACAACUACCACUCAAAGCAUUCUUCAGACAGCAGUUCCUGGUUCAUAUUCUUUAUUAUCAUAUUAACCAUUGGAAUAUUACUCUGCAAAGUAAGCCAGUCAAAUACAGAAGAUACUAAUGUUCCACCAAGGCACUCAAACUUUAGAGACUCACAAAGCAGUAACACCAACUCUCCACCUCCAUAUGGAUUUAAACGCGAACAUACAUCGCAUACAACAACAGCAUCAGCUCCACCACCAAGCUAUGACGAUGCAACAGGUGACACCUAUACUCGCCAACGUUAUUCCAGUCGCACACACACACAAGCUAAUUCCACUCCCAAUAAUGCUGGUGGUGGUGGAUUCUGGUCUGGAUUGGGAGUAGGCAGUUUGGCUGGGUAUUUGUUUGGUUCAAGAAACAACAACCAAUAUGGCGGCUACAACAACUAUGGUUGGGGAAAUAACGGGUACAAUAACCGAAGAGGAUGGGGUUGGGGUAACAGGGGAAGUACCUGGGGUAGUGGUGGCAGCACUUGGGGCAGUGGGGCCAAUUCCUGGGGAAGUGGGUCCAGCAAUUGGGGCAGCAGUUCAAGCAAUACAUCUCGCUCUUCUGGAACAAGUCGUACAGCUUCGGGAUUUGGGGGAACAUCAAGGCGUUAAAUAUAAAAGAUGUCUGCCUAAUGUACAUAACACUCUGUAGCCCUAUAGGGAUUUAAAGACAGUAUAUGGUUUAUUAAAUCAUAGCUGUUUAAGAUGUAUCAUUAAUUCAUCACAGUACGGAAAAUAUCACAGUAGUUUUGUAAUUGCAAUUAAAAAGUAGUUUUACUGCCGUAACUUCUGUUUCUAUUUUUUUAAAUCUAAAUACUUUACAUUUUGUCUAAUACUUUAAUUGAGAUCUAUGUUAAAAUAUUUUACUUUUUUAAAUGUCUCAAAAUUUGUAAUGUUAGGUUACUUUUCAAUAUAAUGUUCCAUAUUUUAAGUUUAUAUAUUCUUAUUUUGUAUUCAAUAAAGAAUAAAUACAUUUGUGGACCAUCGCACUAUUGAACACUGGAUUAUGUUUUUUGUUGAUAUAUAGUAGAAUGGGGGAAGGUGGGACACCUUUUACAUGGAAUAUACAAACACCCUGAUCGUGUUUUAAACAUUUAACAAAAGUCUAUGGGAGUCGUGAGAAUAUGGUUUUAUAAUUCUUUGAAUGUUCUUUGCUUACUACCAAAUGGGACCAUAAAAUAGAAUGAAAAGAUGUCUUGUCUUCCCCCACCCUACAAAACAACCUGUAAAUGAAAAACUAAUGAUGUUUUAAUGAUAACUCGCAAUAAACAUCUCUUAUUGUUAA
Messenger RNA from Ciona intestinalis (vase tunicate), 1867 nucleotides. The record is from RefSeq and is a predicted model, not a curated record. Lineage: Eukaryota; Metazoa; Chordata; Ascidiacea; Phlebobranchia; Cionidae.